AUGGAACGUUUCCUUUCCGCCCUUAUCGUCAUUGGAGUUACCCUGGCCUGCCAUCCGGUGCCAGAACCAAAAAAGCAUGGAUUAGGGAACGAGACAUCGAGUGUCGCACUGGUCACCCAGGCUCGUUACGAUCCGAAUCUAAUCCAGCAUUUCAUGAACUACUUCCCACAGAUGGAUGUCGAGCAGCGCUCUAAGAAACUAGGAAAGUUCACCGAUCUGGGUUCGGCGGACGUUGGAGGCAAAUUCGCAUUCACUUUCAAACUCCUUAAUUCCGACUGUGAGAAGGCCUGCCAUCCGGUGCCAGAACCAAAAAAGCAUGGAUUAGGGAACGAGACAUCGAGUGUCGCACUGGUCACCCAGGCUCGUUACGAUCCGAAUCUAAUCCAGCAUUUCAUGAACUACUUCCCACAGAUGGAUAUCGAGCAGCGCUCUAAGAAACUAGGAAAGUUCACCGAUCUGGGUUCGGCGGACGUUGGAGGCAAAUUCGCAUUCACUUUCAAACUCCUUAAUUCCGACUGUGAGAAGGUCUCUCAUUGGCUGGACGAUAUCAAGAAGUCAGAUUCAGUGAUCGAGAGCACCACCCUGAAGUGCACUGGUCAACAGCAGUGA
Ostertagia ostertagi is the source of this 609-nucleotide messenger RNA. Lineage: Eukaryota; Metazoa; Nematoda; Chromadorea; Rhabditida; Trichostrongylidae. The record is from the annotation of a GenBank genome assembly.